AUGGUUCGUACCAAGCCGAACAAGACCACGACAGGACACGUGCUGACCAUGGCAGGAACCUUGAUGGCUCCCGAGGUGUUCUUCAGCGUGUGCUACGGGGACGAUUGGCCGCCAAAAGCAAUUCGCGACCUCCACACGUUUACGCCCGCGAUUCUGAACGGAUAUUGCCGCCAUCGCGUGCAGCUGGCCGACUAUCCCGCCGUCGUACCCCAGGAGGGCCACAGCGUGCGAGGUGUCUAUGCCACAGGCUUGACAGACGCCAACAUGCAAAAGCUGGACUACUUCGAGGGCGACGAGUAUGAACGCGUCAAGGCGACAGUCCAGCUCUUGGAGAAGAAGGGCGACGACCAGGCGGUCAGUGAAACGAAGGAGACGUUUGUCUACGCCUUUCUUUUCCCCGAAUGCCUAGAGAGGCGCGAGUGGGACUUUGAAGAGUUUCGCAGAGACAAGAUGAAGAUGUGGACUCGGAACCGAUUGGGAUAUGACGACGCACUCGAUGACAGAGAGGGGGCAAACGGUGUCUUGUAG
This is a messenger RNA of Hirsutella rhossiliensis, 528 nucleotides long. Its product is annotated as gamma-glutamyl cyclotransferase, AIG2-like domain-containing protein. Bases 1 to 528 code for a protein of 175 amino acids. Lineage: Eukaryota; Fungi; Ascomycota; Sordariomycetes; Hypocreales; Ophiocordycipitaceae. The transcript has 3 exons. The record is from RefSeq and is a predicted model, not a curated record.